AUGUCCGGCGCUUUGAAUUGGGCAAUAUUGUUGAAGUUCGAUGACGGUGUCGAGUGGGUUUUCCGAUCGCCCAGGACGAGAUAUGCUGUUGUUGGCGAUACUGCCGCCUGCCGUCUUUUGGCUAGCGAGGCCGCUACGCUGAAGUAUAUCCGCAAACACACUUCUAUUCCUGUUCCAGAGGUGUUCCAUUAUUGCGUGACCGACCAGAAUGAUAUCGGAAUCCCGUACAUCCUUAUGAGCAAGGCUGCCGGCAAUCCUCUCGCAACGUACGACUGGCAAACGUAUAACCAUGAGCGCCCUAAGCCUGCAAGUCCUACAGACCCGGUACGGGCUAUGACUCGGGACGAGAAGGGGAAGAUUAUGAGACAGCUUGGAAACUACGCGUGUCAGCUAUUCCAAUUACGGUUUGCUACAAUUGGAUCCCUCUUCGAACAGGAUGGCGAAGAUUACAACAUCGAGGAGUGUCUCUCCCCCGGUCAUGUUCUCCACGGCCGCGACGAUAUUGAAGAUAUCUCGCGUGGCCCGUACCAUGGAGAGCCGACUACUACUCCUCCUCGUCUCUGCCCUUCUUCUACAUGCUGA
Molecule: messenger RNA, 582 nt
Organism: Hirsutella rhossiliensis
Lineage: Eukaryota; Fungi; Ascomycota; Sordariomycetes; Hypocreales; Ophiocordycipitaceae
Product: phosphotransferase enzyme family domain-containing protein
Exons: 2
Coding region: 1-582 (193 amino acids)
Cellular component (GO): mitochondrion
Source: RefSeq, a predicted model, not a curated record